GCUAAUAUUUUGAUUUUGCGUUUUCUCGAGAUUUUAAAAAGGCAAAGAUAACUUCAUUUUCAAAUUGAAAAAUGGCUCUAACAAAUGUCUUAUUGUUGAGUCAGAUUGCUGGUUAUGUUAUAGGCUUUAUUUUGUCUUUAUGUAUCAUUGUGCCUAUGAGCAUGCAUCAGGAUGAGUUUGGAGGCCACUGCCUAUUGUUUUCAAAAGGUGCAUGGCAAGAAGAGGAUGGACAGCUGCUGGUGUCGUGGGCUUCACAGGCGUACUGCAAUUAUGUUAUUGCUAUUGGUGUACUCAUGUUCAUAGUGUGUCUUGUACAAAUAUAUAGACUGUCUAUAUUCAUGUAUAAAGGACAAGACAGCUCCUUCCUCUCUGCAUUCAUAGAGGCAGUUGGCUGCAUGACUCUCUGCGGACUAGCUGUAUCUGCCGCAUGUCUUGUGACCCUGGGAUUUAUGAACUGGUGUCAGAUUAUUGUUGAGAGGUUCCCAAGUUGUGAGGAUGCUGCAGGUCAAGAUAUUGAUAAGAGAGAUAAAAUAUCCACCAAUGGAUUUUAUAUUGAAAUGGGAACAGCUCAAUUUGGUGCAUGGGGUGCAUUCGCGACAUGGGUAGGUCUUGCGGUAUUUUCCACAUUGAAAGUGUGUCGGUACCAUCAGCUGCAGAACAUCCAGGUUUCAAUGUACAGGGAACGGCAGCGCUUGGUCAAUGAAAAUGAAUCGCCCACAGCAGUGGAAGGCAGGUCCACACCUCCACUACGUUAAAAUUUAUUGUUAAGUGAUGUUUUACACAUUUAAAUUCAA
Papilio machaon (common yellow swallowtail) is the source of this 794-nucleotide messenger RNA. RefSeq names its product transmembrane protein 179. The transcript is spliced from 5 exons. The coding region runs from base 72 to 755 and encodes 227 amino acids. The record is from RefSeq and is a predicted model, not a curated record. Lineage: Eukaryota; Metazoa; Arthropoda; Insecta; Lepidoptera; Papilionidae.